Drepanopeziza brunnea f. sp. 'multigermtubi' MB_m1 is the source of this 1938-nucleotide messenger RNA. RefSeq lists its product as uncharacterized. Gene Ontology annotation, biological process: GPI anchor biosynthetic process. The record is from RefSeq and is a predicted model, not a curated record. Gene Ontology annotation, cellular component: endoplasmic reticulum membrane. Gene Ontology annotation, molecular function: alpha-1,2-mannosyltransferase activity. Lineage: Eukaryota; Fungi; Ascomycota; Leotiomycetes; Helotiales; Drepanopezizaceae.
AUGGAACAACCCAAAGUCAAGAAUGAGCUUCCCCAGGACAACAGCCUCAACCCACUGGUCAACGAAUAUCAUGUCAAUGAUACAUGGAUCAUGCUCCUGGCACUCCGCUUCAUCAACGCUCUCGUCGUCCGCACCUUCUUCCAGCCAGACGAGUAUUUUCAGUCCCUGGAGCCCGCAUGGCAGAUGGCCUUUGGUCCCCAGAGCGGUGCUUGGAUCACGUGGGAAUGGCAUCGCCAACUACGUUCCUCGUUACAUCCAGCUCUGUUUGCCGUCGUAUACUACACGGCAGACAAGGCAAUGAUCUUUCUGAGCUUCUUUCCUCAGUUCCGGGCGAUGAUCCUGGCGGUCCUGCCGAAUCUGGUGCAGGCUUACUUUGCCGCUGUGGGAGACUACUAUACAUGGCAAUUAUCUGAGAGAAUAUACGGAACCAGAAGCAAAGCAUCGAAUGCGGCAUUGUGGAUGACGGUCUUUAGCCCAUGGCAAUGGUUUUGCUCCACAAGAACAUUCUCAAACUGCCUCGAGACAACCAUGACAAUCACGGCACUCUACUUUUGGCCCUGGAAACUGUCGACUUUCCCCGUGCUCGGCAAGAGUAGUGAUGUGUCUCAACAGCCACCCGAGGAGGCGACCCAUGCCAAGACCCCCAAAUCUGGGGUCUUCCAAACCUCCAGGUCUAUUAAGCACCUCCGCAUUUCUAUUGUGCUCGCUGGCACAGCAUGUAUCCUUCGCCCAACCAAUGCUCUCAUCUGGUUCAGCAUCCUCAUGCCAACCUUGACCGGCCUUCUCAAUAAACGAGCCCCCAUCUCAGACUACCUUAUCCUCCUCCGUGAAGCCAUUCUCUGCGGCUCCAUCGUGCUCCUUACAUCCCUAACCUCCGACUACAUCUACUACGGAGAAUGGACGUUCCCACCCUACCAAUUCCUGUACUUCAACAUCUCCCGGAACCUAGCUGUUUUCUACGGCCGCAACGUUUGGCACUACUACCUCUCCCAAGGCUUGCCUCUUCUGCUCAUCACGUACCUGCCAUUUACAUUGGUAGCGCUGUACCAAGCAAGCUUACUGCCAUCAUCAAACAUCCGCUUCGUAUUCACAACGACGAUCCUCCUCACACUCGGCUCCCUGUCUCUAAUCGCCCAUAAAGAAGUCCGCUUCAUCUACCCUUUACUCCCCCUCCUGCAUAUCCUCACUGCCCCCGUCAUCUCUUCAUUCUUCCAACCAUCAUCCAGCUUUACCACCACCCCCUGCACCACCAAGGAUGGCAAAGUCAUCACCUCCUCGACAACAACAUUAACAACAACAACAACAACAACCAAACAUAAACCCCUCCUCUACACCCUCCUAACCCUCAACGCCCUCAUUGCUCUCUAUACAACACUCUCUCACCAAUCCGGUGUCCUCCGCACCACCACUUUCCUCCGCCACGAGUACGAAACCCUCGCCCUCGACGGCCGCGGCCGCCUCCUCUCCGACCCCUCAGCCCACCUCAACGACGCCUACCCCCCCAAACCCACAACCUACACCCCCAGCGAAACCUUCGCCGCCUUCCUCCUCCCCUGCCACUCCACCCCCUGGCGCUCGCAGCUCAUCCACCCAGGCCUCCAGGCCUGGGCCCUCACCUGCGAGCCGCCCCUCCACCUCCCCAGCACCGCCGCGCACGAACUGGCCGCCUACCGCGACGAAGCCGACCGCUUCUUCGACGACCCCCAGCGGUUCCUGCGCGACGAGGUCGGCGGCAAGGAGCGCCCGUGGCCGCGCUACGUCGUCGGCUUCCAGGGCAUCGAGCACCAUCUCAGGACCUUCUACGAGGGGGCGAUGAAGGGCUUCACCGUCAGGGAGCGGUGGAGGACGCGCAACUCGCAUUUCCAUGACGAUUGGCGGCGGAGGGGCGAUCUUGUCGUGUGGGAGUUUGUGGAGGCUGCUGGGGCUGCUGGGGCGUGA